This is a messenger RNA of Alligator sinensis (Chinese alligator), 1632 nucleotides long. It is a transcript of the gene MMP19, whose product is annotated as matrix metallopeptidase 19. Gene Ontology annotation, molecular function: metalloendopeptidase activity; zinc ion binding. Gene Ontology annotation, cellular component: extracellular matrix. Bases 48 to 1529 code for a protein of 493 amino acids. The record is from RefSeq and is a predicted model, not a curated record. Lineage: Eukaryota; Metazoa; Chordata; Crocodylia; Alligatoridae. Gene Ontology annotation, biological process: collagen catabolic process; extracellular matrix organization; proteolysis. The transcript has 9 exons.
AAGGGGAACAGAGCCAGGCCCCGGCCAGAGGCUGCAGUCGGAGCUGUAUGGGACGAAGCGGUGCCACGGGUCUGCUCCCAGUACCCAACAUGGGGUUGGCUCUGCUCCUCCAGGCCUGCACCCUCACCCUGGCCACCAGCGCCAUGGCCCCUGAUCUCCACAAGGAGCACGAGGCCAUGAGCUACCUGCAGCAGUUUGGCUACCUGCAGAAGCCACUGGAGACGCUGGAGGACGAGUUCACCAAGGAGGAGGUGGCCAAGGCCUUAAGGUCCUUCCAGCAGGCCUUAGAGCUGCCCGUCACCGGCCGCCUGGAUGCAGCCACGCUGGCGCGGAUGCAGGAGCCGCGAUGUGGGGUUGAGGACCCCUUCAACCAGAAGACCCUGAAGUACCUGCUGCUGGGCCGCUGGCGGAAGAGGCACCUGACGUACCGGCUCUAUGGCCACGCACCAGACCUGGGCCCCCCCAGUGCCACUCGCGCUGCCAUCCAAGCCGCCUUCCGCUACUGGAGUAACGUGGCGCAGCUCAGCUUCAGGGAGCUGCGGCAUGGCUGGGCAGACAUUCGCCUCUCCUUCCACGGCACCGCACCCUGGACCUGUUCCCGCCCCUUUGAUGGACCUGGGAAGGUGCUGGCACACGCUGAUGUACCCGAGGAGGGUACAGUGCACUUUGAUGAGGCCGAGCGUUGGACCGAGGGCUCGUACCGCGGCACCAACCUACGCCUUGUGGCCGCCCAUGAGAUAGGCCAUGCGCUGGGCCUGGGUCAUUCCCGCUACCCUGGUGCCCUCAUGGCCCCUGUCUACACCGGCUACCGGCCCGGCUUCCGCCUGCACGCUGACGACAUCGCUGGCAUCCAGGCACUCUAUGGCAAAAGGACCCCAAUAGCCACGACCCCGGAGCCGACACCGGCGCCAACACCGGCGCUGACCUCAAAGCCCCCCAGGCCCAGCCUGGCACCCGCCCCGGUACCUGACCCCUGCACGGACGAUCUGGACGCCAUGAUGCUGGGCCCCUAUGACAAGACCUAUGCCUUCCGGGGUGACUAUGUCUGGACUGUCACCGACUUCGGGGCCAACCCACUGCUGCCCGUGGGCGCCCUGUGGAAGGGGCUGCCUGGGCGGCUGGACGCAGCUGUGCACUCGCCCCUCACUGGGCGCAGCUAUUUCUUCAAAGGAGACAAGGUCUGGCGCUACCGUGGCUUCCAGCUGGACCCUGGCUACCCCAAGCUGCUGACCCGUACCCUCACCCACCUUGAUGCUGCCUUGUACUGGCCGGUCAACCAGAAGAUCUUUCUCUUCAAGGGCACCGGCUACUGGCAGUGGGACGAGCUGGGUUGGAGCCACCUCUCGAGCUCCCCCAGGCCCAUUGCCAGCCUCUUCACAGGCAUCCCGGCCCCACUGGAUGCGGCGCUGACCUGGACCAAUGGCCACGUCUACUUCUUCCGCGGCACCCAGUACUGGCGGGUGAAUGGGCAGCUACGGGCGGAGCGCGGCUACCCCCUCAGCACGGCUGAGCGCUGGAUGCAGUGCUAGGGCCCAGUGUGCAAUGGAGGAGGGGGGCAGGAACCCAGGCAUCCGGGCUGGGACUGGAACAAAAACCCUCCAUGGGGUUGCACAAUAAACCCACUGGAGUCCA